GCCAAGUAAGAGGUGUUCCUGGAUCAACAUAUUUUGUUGAUCCUGGAUCAACAUUUAAUCAACCAAUCACAAGCCUCUGAUGUCAUCCGUGUGUGCCGACCCAAAAACCCGUCACUCCAUUUUGAAUCUUCCCUCCCCACCUUCCUAUGCUGACCGACAAAAGAAAUGUUCCAUCAUGGAGGAGUUUAUCAAAAAGUCUGUGGAAAAUGAAGAAAAGAGAAAAAUAAGACAGAAAAACAUUAAACUCAAGGUGCAUAUUCUUAAACCAGAUGAUCAAGAAGAGAACUUUAUCACAGAAAUAAUUAACAAAGAGCACACAAAAUCAUUCAGGACCACAAAUUGUUCCAGUUUAAAAGAUAAAGGAAGAGGAUAUUAUAUUUUCCAUUGCAGAAGAUCUGGAAAUGUAUAUGAAAGAAGUCACAGAGCUGUCGGGUGUAAAGCAUACCUCUCUUUUAAAGUGAGAAAUGAUUGGAAAGGACACAAAGUUAUUGUGCAGAGAGUAUUUGACCAGCACAAUGGACAUGAUGUUUCUGUAGAAGAUGGUCAUUUUCAUCAGAUUCACCCUCAGCUGGUGGAUGAGAUCAAGAAGUGGAUUACAUUAGGCGUAAAACCAGAUGUCAUCCUCCUUCAAGCUCAUCAGUGGUCAAAAGCUCAUGGAGAAGUUAAUUAUCAUUCCAGAGAAUAUUUUGUUACACCAGAAGACAUACAUAAUAUCCGUACCUGUAUGCUUCGAGGGAAACAUCUUGAUAAAGAUGAUUAUAAGAGUACAGAAAAACUAUUAUCUGGUCCUUUAAAAGAUAAUGUUGUAUUUUAUCAGCCACUGGAUAAUGAUCAGGAUCUUAUAAUUGUUCUCCAAACGGAGUGCAUGAGAAAAGACUUACAGGACCAUGGGAGUAACAUUGUGUUUUUUGAUGCCACACACUGUGUGAAUCAAUAUUCCUUUCCACUUUUUACACUGCUUGUGAGAGAUGACCAUGGUCAUGGAGUUCCUAUUGCAUACAUAAUAACAAGCAAUGAGACACAAGAAACCCUUAAGCUUGCACUUCGGAGGCUACGACCUUUGUUCCCUAAGCCACCAAGGUGCUUCAUGGUUGACAAAGACAUGAGUGAAAUAAAUGCUUUGAACGACGUUUUCCCUGAGUCUGAUGUUCUUCUUUGCUGGUACCAUGUACUCCAAGCCAUUGUUCGGUGGUUGAUGAAGUCAGAUUCCAGUGUUAGUGGGCCACAGCGUUCAAGUAUCCGGAAAGAAAUUAUUGAUUACUUCAAAAAAAUGAAAGCUUGUCCUAUGAAGGCUGACUUUGACAGAAUGUCUAAACAAUUCCUAAAGGAAUUUUCUCACUACAAAGAGCUUUGCAAUUACUUCCAGAGGUACUGGGAACCAAUAAGUCAUAGAUGGGCUGACUAUGGACGUUGUUAUAACCAUGGGAAUUCAGAGACCAACAAUUUAAUAGAAAGGUUCUUCCAUCGACUGAAAUACCAAUUCUUAUCUGGGAUAAGAAAUCGGCGUUUGGAUGACUUGCUUGACGUCCUUCUUUGCAAGACGGAGACUUACUUUCAGGUGAUAAAACACUUGCAAUCAGCAGGAAGAAUGGCAAACUGUGUUGCCAUGAAGUUGGAGGAAACAUUAAGCAAAGCAACUAGAAUGAUGGAAAAAGGCUGGAUUGACCACAUUACAAGCGAAUCAUCGGAAAUAUAUGUCUAUAAUGUGCCAUCCGAACAAGACUCCUCACUUUCCUACAGAACCUGCCCAGCGGAGUGUUUCUGCAGUUGCCCUGUGGGUUUGAAAGCUGGAAGCUCAUGCAAGAGCUUUACAAAACAAUGGUCACUUCAGUAUCUGUUCUGAGGUGAAGAUGGAAAUCGACGUCGAAAGUCUUUGUGG
Messenger RNA from Pimephales promelas (fathead minnow), 1879 nucleotides. The record is from RefSeq and is a predicted model, not a curated record. NCBI's taxonomy places the organism in Eukaryota, Metazoa, Chordata, Actinopteri, Cypriniformes, Leuciscidae.